GGAGAAGAUCAUGAAUGAUCUUAAAACGGCGCCGGAUGAGGUCAAAGUUUCAAUUUUUAGAGACGAAGUGUCCGGCGACGACGACGCGGACGAUGAUGAGGAAGAAUUCAAAGAGACUAAAAAUAGCAGAAACUUAAAGAGAAAGAGAGGGAAGAAUCGCCUGCGUUAGAGGUGGAGCAGAGGCCGUGGAAUCUUAGGACAAGGCGUGCCGCGUGCAAAGCUCCGAUUGACGGAGAAGUAACUAACAACAAUUAUAGUUCUCCGAUGAAGAAUGAUGUGUUUCAGUCACCAAGAGUAAGAGACAAUGGACCGUCGUCGGCCGCCUCCGAUAAGAAAAGGCCCCGACCGAAAUUUUCGGUGGCGCUAUCAAAGAAAGAGAUUGAGGAGGAUUUCAUGACCAUGGUUGGUCACCGCCCUCCAAGAAGGCCAAAGAAACGAACGCGUAAUGUUCAGAAGCAAUUGGAUUACUUGUUUCCUGGAUUGUGGCUGACGGAGGUAACAGUGGAUUCUUACAAGAUGCCGGAGUGGUUGAAAACGGCAAGUGGUAGUAAGGGGAGUUUCAACUUGCAACGAUGUCGAAAGAAAUGAUUCGAUUUGGGCUGAGGGAUGGAAAUUUGUGAUUACUGGAGUCUUGUGAAUUAGGAUUUUCACACAACAAAGUUGAAUUUGCCUUAUGUUUCUGGUUAGGUUCAGUUGCUUUAAAAUGCAAUUUUUUAUUUUAAUAUCAUCAUCUUCUUUCAUUCAUUUUA
This is a messenger RNA of Hibiscus syriacus, 749 nucleotides long. RefSeq lists its product as uncharacterized. The transcript is spliced from 3 exons. The record is from RefSeq and is a predicted model, not a curated record. Lineage: Eukaryota; Viridiplantae; Streptophyta; Magnoliopsida; Malvales; Malvaceae. The coding region runs from base 265 to 588 and encodes 107 amino acids.